AUGAUUAAAAUCAAACGACAACUACGUUUGAGUCAAUCGAUUGAUACGGAAACAAAAAAGUUACGAACAAAAUUGAGUGACGAAAGUAUAUCGUACACCUGUUUAGAAAGUUUAUCAAAUGAACUUUUUUACGAAAUAUUCGAAUAUCUUGAUGCUUAUGAUAUACAUAAAUCAUUGUCAAAUCUUAAUAUUCGUUUACAAAAUCUUAUCAUUUCGUCGUCAAUUUUACUUCGAAUAAAUCUUUGUUCAAAAUCAAAAUCUCUACUCGAAUAUCGUUGUCGACAUGUUAUUAUUCCAAAUUCACAUCGUAUUCUUUCCCUUCAUUUGACUGAUCAAUCAUUGAUUAAUAACUUCUUUAAUCAUUGUACUAUUGAUUCAUCAUUUCAUCGUCUUGAAUCAAUUAUUCUUAAUGGAAUAAAAACAGAAAAAUUACUCGCAACUCUUUUUUAUUUAAAUUCUUUACCUCGUCUCUUUUCACUAAGCAUUUCUAUAAAAGAUGAUGAUUACAAUAAUCUUGGAAAUAUUUAUCCAUUAAUUUUUUCUUUAUCUUCAUUAAAAUAUAAUCAACUAUCAAUAUCUCCUGUUGAUAAAUUACAAAUGAAUAUUUCACAUGUAAUCAAUAAAAAAUUUAGUACGAUCGAAUAUCUUGUUAUUGAUUAUUUUUAUAAAAAUGUCAAAAAAGAUCUAUCGAUAAAACUACCACAUUUAAAAUAUAUUUGUUUUGAAGAAUGUCAUAUUUCAUUUGAUGAAUUUGAAGUAUUUAUUAAAGAAAUAUCCUCUCAAUUACAAAUAUUGAAAAUUGGUAUACCUGCAAAUAAAUCUUAUCUUGAUGGUAAUCGUUGGGAACGAUUAAUUAAAAAAUAUAUGCCUCAAUUAGAAAAAUUCGACUUUCAAUUUACUCAGAAUAUUGAUGAUGAUAUGAAUACAAAUUCAAGUGAUUCAAGUGAUGGAUUCAUUAAUCGAUUUAAUUCACCAUUUUGGUUUGAACGAAAAUGGUUUCGUGAGCUACAAGUAUAUUGUGAUGAAAUGGUUUUUUCUAUUCAUCCAUAUAGAAAAGAAUGGAUCGAUCAUUAUGAACAUAUGAAUACUGACACAUAUUCAAAACAAAAUUCAAUAGAAAAUAACUAUAUUUCUAAUCGAGAAAAAUCCAUUGAUCAUUGUAUUAUACAAUUGACUAUCAUGGAUUAUAAAUUUACCAAACGUUAUCGGCUAUUUAUUAAUAAAUUAAAAUCUACGUUUAAAAUGAUUCAAUUUACUCAUUUAAAUAUAGAUAAUAAUAGUAUGUCUAUUAAUAUGUUACUCGAUAUUUUACGUUUGUUACCAAAUAUUGAAUCAUUAAAACUGUCAUCUUUACCCAUACUUCAGUUAAAAUCUUUAUCUAUUGAAGAUACUAAAAUUAUCUAUCGUCUAGAAUCGGUUAUUAAUAAAAUAACAAAAGUUAAACUUGAUCAAGUUACAGAAGAACAACAAAUUCAAAUUCUUAUCAAUCUUUGUCCACAUAUACAAUAUCUUGAAGUAGGCUGUAUGUCAAAUACAGAUGUUCCAUUACUUAUGAAAUUUAUUUUAAUGAAUCAAAUGACACAUAUUCCUAAUCUCUGCUAUCUAUGCUUUAUUAUUCCUAAGGCAGAUGAAAACAUGGUUAGAAUCUUAGCAAUGACAAUCGAUUUUGAGACACUUAUUAAUAACUAUACAAUUCAACGUAGUGGUGACAAAAUCAGUGUGCAUUGGAAAUUAUAA
This is a messenger RNA of Didymodactylos carnosus, 1737 nucleotides long. The record is from the annotation of a GenBank genome assembly. NCBI's taxonomy places the organism in Eukaryota, Metazoa, Rotifera, Eurotatoria, Philodinida, Philodinidae.